This is a messenger RNA of Cavia porcellus (domestic guinea pig), 1365 nucleotides long. It is a transcript of the gene Hoxd13, whose product is annotated as homeobox D13. Gene Ontology annotation, molecular function: DNA-binding transcription factor activity, RNA polymerase II-specific; RNA polymerase II cis-regulatory region sequence-specific DNA binding. The transcript is spliced from 2 exons. Bases 149 to 1183 code for a protein of 344 amino acids. NCBI's taxonomy places the organism in Eukaryota, Metazoa, Chordata, Mammalia, Rodentia, Caviidae. Gene Ontology annotation, biological process: regulation of transcription by RNA polymerase II. The record is from RefSeq and is a predicted model, not a curated record.
GAGAGCGGGCGAGAGGAAGAGGGCGGGAGCGAGCGAGCGAGCGAGCGAGGAGCGAGCGCGAGAGAAAGGAGAGGAGGGAGGAGGCGCGGCGCGCCAUGGUGGCCAGCGCGGGGCCAGGGCCGGGCCCCGGGCCGGGCCGAGCCGGGCCAUGAGCCGCGCCGGGAGCUGGGACAUGGACGGGCUGCGGGCGGACGGCGGCGCCGCGGGGCCGGCCCCGGCCUCCUCCUCGUCCUCCGCGGCGGCGGCGGCGGCGGCGGCGCCCGGCCAGUGCCGCGGGUUCCUCUCCGCGCCCGUGUUCGCCGGGACGCACUCGGGGCGCGCGGCGGCGGCGGCGGCGGCUGCGGCGGCGGCGGCGGCGGCGGCGGCCUCCAGUUUCGCGUACCCCGGGACCUCUGAGCGCACGGGCUCCGCCUCGUCGUCGUCAUCUUCUGCCGUGGUCGCCGCGCGCCCCGAGGCUCCCCCCACCAAAGAGUGCCCGGCGCCCGCGGCGGCCGCGGCUGCAGCGCCUCCGGGUGCGCCGGCGCUGGGCUACGGCUACCACUUCGGCAACGGCUAUUAUAGCUGCCGCAUGUCGCACGGCGUGGGCUUGCAGCAGAAUGCGCUGAAGUCGUCGCCUCAUGCGUCUCUGGGAGGCUUCCCCGUGGAGAAGUACAUGGACGUGUCCGGCCUGGCGAGCAGCAGUGUACCGACCAACGAGGUCCCCGCGCGAGCCAAGGAGGUGUCCUUUUACCAGGGCUACACGAGCCCCUACCAGCACGUGCCCGGGUACAUCGACAUGGUGUCCACCUUCGGCUCUGGGGAGCCUCGGCACGAAGCCUACAUCUCCAUGGAGGGCUACCAGUCCUGGACGCUGGCCAACGGGUGGAAUAGCCAGGUGUACUGUGCCAAGGACCAGCCGCAAGGGUCCCACUUUUGGAAAUCGUCCUUUCCAGGGGAUGUGGCUUUAAAUCAGCCAGACAUGUGUGUCUACCGACGGGGAAGGAAAAAAAGGGUGCCUUACACCAAACUGCAGCUCAAAGAACUGGAGAACGAGUAUGCCAUUAACAAGUUCAUUAACAAGGACAAGAGGCGACGGAUUUCAGCUGCCACGAACCUAUCUGAGAGACAAGUGACCAUUUGGUUUCAGAACCGAAGAGUGAAGGACAAGAAAAUCGUCUCCAAGCUCAAAGAUACCGUCUCCUGAUGUGGGCCAAGUUGACCACAGUUCAGUUGCUUUCAGUUGUCUCCAAAAGACCUUUGGAAAGACUUGAAUGUGUAUUUAAUUCCUCCCCCCACCCCACCUCCUGCCGAUGAUGGCAAAUUUUGUGAAAUGUUUUUCUCUCUUAACCCUCACCUGGCUCUAAAACCUUUUGCUGCCUAACCUGA